UUUGAAAAUGAAAAUUUGAACAAUCCGAAGUUUUUCCCCAAAGAACUAUGAGAAAACUUGACGUUAACGCGGUAAAUAUUCUGAGCUUUGGAGACGCCUUUGGAUUCAACCGCCACGACGGGUUCUUCGUUUCGAUUUACACUCGUUUGCUUCGUUUGAGAAAGAAAUGAUGUUUGGGAGACAUUGUUGGCAACAUGAGAGUUUGGAAAAGUGUCGCCAGAGUGUUUUGUCAAGUUGACUGGCCAUGCUUUGUGAAGCACUCUCCUAAGAAAAUUCAUACCAAAACAUUACCAUGUCACUUAUUAUGACAAUUUUUAUAAUUAGAAAUUGAUUCUUAUAAUAUUAUUUUAUGUUCAUGUACCUGUCUGCCAUCAGAUGAUUGAGUACUGGUUGGAGAAGAUGUAGAUGCCUUAGUGUGUCUCUGAAAAGCACGUGUUACACGUAAGUGUCAAUGGGUUAAUUUCAUUUCACCGAUUAGAGGAUUGAGCCCUCUUUAAAGACUUUCGACAACAUUUCUACCAAAGGUAUUGAUAAAGUUGGUUGAUGAAGUAAUACAUUAUCUUAAAACACAAGGAAUGAGUGGGACAAGUAAUCCUAUCAGUUUCGACAAGCAAUUCCGCUGCCAUAUUUUCGGAUGGGCACUCGGGGCAACGCUUAUACCACACAUAUUUAAGAAGGUGAAUGAUAAAGUCAAGGAAGACUACACACAGGUUGUGGAAACCCAUGGAAUAGAUGUUCAGGGCCCACAAUCUCCCCUCAAGAGGUGGCCUGCUGAUUUCCAUUGGAAGUUUGAUUAUAAAAACAUCAACGGAAAUAGAGAGGCCAGCCGUGAUGGCAAAUCCGAUCAUUCUCUCCUUAAUUACAAUGUUUCUAACCAUGUGGACUUUGCCAGGCUGUAUGUUGGGCAGCAUGCAGCAGAGGACAUUACCUUCAACGGAGAUAGUGAUCCAAGGCCCCUGUUGUGUGUGAUUGCACAUGGUCCUUUCUUCUCUGCCGCUGCACGCAGAGCAGCUAGAUACCUUAUGGAUGCACGGGAUGAUUGGGCGCACUUUCUUUACAGUAAAUGGAAUUUGGAAAAGUUUAAUAGAUGUUUCAAAGAGUUGGAACAACUGGUUGUGGAAAUGGACCUGUGUUCUGAAGUUCAAAAGAAGCUUGUUGGUCAAAUAGAUAUGUGGCAAACAAUAGGAACACGUCUCCAGUUUGAUUUUGUUAACCCUGCAGAUCUACAAACGAUUCGCGAGGAUAUUAAGUCACUUCAACAUGGGCUGCAAAAGUUUACUACUGAACAGGAAAACAGAAGUACAACCUCGGAGAGACGCCUGGAUGAUUUAGAAGCAUAUCAACAGAAGGUACAGGAUGGUAUUCGCCGUCUAGAAGGAAAAAUUGAUGCCAUGGCUAGAACGAACGAAUCAGAUAAAAGACCAUGGCAGGAAAGUCAAACAGUGGAGAGUACGUUUUCCACAAUUUGUAGCCAUAAACGGCGAAGGACUGAGGUCACUAAACCAGGCAAGGUAGACCAUCCGAGAACCCAUCUAAAAGAACCACAACCUGUAGAUGAGUUUCAUCGUGAAGUAUACGACUGCUGAUCUGGUUCCAUUCGCAAGACUUCCGGUAGUCCAAUUAGCUGGUUAUAACCUUGGGGAUGAUGAUGCUCAAGCAAUCGCCAAAGUUCUGAAACAGAAUAGACUGCUGAAAAUUUUGGACUUGUCUGAUAACUGCAUUGGCGACUUAGGUGCUGUUGCUCUAGCAGCGAGUUUAAAGGGGAAAACAUUUUUGGAAAAGGUGGAUCUGUCCAGAAAUAAGAUAUAUGAACCUGGGAUAGUCGCUCUUAGGCAGGCUUUUCAAGAUAUUAAAGGCCUUAACAAUAAAUCGAUCAGUUUGGAGUAUAAUUACUUUGUCUGAAAUGGUGAUAAUGCGCUGCCCGAGAAUGUUAAAGGACACUCAUCACAGAAAGGGUAGUGAUCAAUGACACAUAGAUUUUCAACCAUUAACAUGACAAAUUGUAAUUCGUCCAAUUAUAAUCGAUCUAGACGUGUGCAUGGAAAUUUCCAUAGAUCUUCCAUGUUAAAAGACAGUUGAAAUCUAGCACGAAUUAUCAUUAAGUGCGUUUUAGACUUAUUUAGGUGUUAAGAAAAAGGAAUGGAAAUAUUAUAUUACUUUAAAACAUUCGAUGCAAAAAAAUUGCAAUAAGCAGGGUAAUUAUUAUCUAUUCCUUUUGGCGGUUUCAUCUAAGUACAGUUUCUUUCACCUUUUUUUGUUGUGGUUGUGAAUUUGACAUGGAAGCAGAUGUGCGGUUUCUACGAUGAUUAGAACUUGUAGUAUAUUUCGCGGUAAGCUAUGUUUUUUUUUUAAAUUAUGUCAAUCUGCUUGUUUAGGAAGAGAGUAUGUCUCUCUGAUAAGAAUUAACCUCGUACAGGAAUUCAUGGAAAUUCCUGCUUCUCAUACUUUUGAUCAUUCUCAGACUCGUUUUUGGAACAAAUUCUAUGUCAAAUUCACAAUCAAGGAAUACUUAUAAAAUCUCAAUUGAACACCUUCAAACACCUCUUUCUUUAAGGUGACCCUAAGUGUAAACAGCUUCCGCCUUUUCAUUUUCCGCACUGCAUUUUGAAUUAGAUAAUCUACGUAAGACCACGUAACAUCUCUGGGGGCGAUACUCGUGAACGCCCCUUCUUCUCUCAAUUUUCUGUCUAUUUUGUAAUGUAACAAUCUUUUAAUGCAAUUUUCUCUUAAGAUAUCUUUUGAAGUAUAAUUCUAAUUCUGUCAAUAGAUUGAUUAUGAUUUUUGUAUCAUCAAUCUUGCUUCUGUUCUGGCCGAUCUCAACCAUAAAAGUGGGAAAUUUAAGGCAGAAAAUGAUUUUGUUACUGCGUAAACAACUCGGAAGCGCAUCCUUAGUAUGCAGGCACUGUCGCACGCAACUUAACGUGAUUCGCUGGUUGAGAUAGGACGAUGACGACGUACGAAGAUUGACAGCUUAGUAGUGUCACCUUUGGCGUCACCUUUAAAACCUGGUGCAAAUCAUUGCUAGUCAGAACAGAAUAAAGCUGAAUUGUAUUGAUUUGAGUUAAAAAAAAAAUAAUAAAAGACCUGAGCUACUCCCAGGAAAAAGGAAA
This is a messenger RNA of Stylophora pistillata, 3110 nucleotides long. RefSeq lists its product as uncharacterized. NCBI's taxonomy places the organism in Eukaryota, Metazoa, Cnidaria, Anthozoa, Scleractinia, Pocilloporidae. The record is from RefSeq and is a predicted model, not a curated record.